AUGGAUCUCGAAUAUGAUCUGGACGAACCUCCCGCAGCUUCUGACGACCCAAACAGACCCUCUACUUCCGCUCAUGGUGUGGAAUUGUUCGGAGAGCUGCUUAGAUACGAGAUGUUUCGGGCUGACCCGGCUCCCUCUACCUGGUCAAUGGACGGGUUAGGUUACACGGAUGACGCACCACAUGUCUACACCGACAGCCGGGUUGACAACCAAUUGCAUCCACCGGACAGCUACGCGCACAGCCUGCAUACAGAUAGUUGGGAGGACGGCCUGCAGGAGAUUGAGGACUUCGAUUGGUCGGCAGAUAAAGAUAACGAACGGUAUAUUGGCGAAGGGAUUAGCGAGGCUCAGGUCGAGGAAGACAUUCAGACUGUUAGUGGCGCUGACGCUCUGGGUUCAGGCGACCAAGAUAGCGACCAUAACCUCGUUCUUCGCGACGACGCGCAUCUGCAUGGAAAGGUGGACUCACCAAUCACUCGACCGGCAGACCAGAUUUGGAACUCGAAGGAACCCUUACCAUCUGGUGGAACCGCGUCUAACCCAGAAGCGUCUGAGACCAAUGCGUUGCGCCAACCCAUCAAAUACGUUGGAUCGGAUGCACUUGUUAUCGAUGGCCAGAACAUCGAAGUUCAGGAUGCUAUGAGCGUCGACAACAUCCCAAUAUUCGCUGAUACCGGACACCCGGAUGUCGCUCCUGAGAUGGAAGCUGGUGUGGCUGUAAAACAAGGACCCGAUACGAGUACUGAUACGCUGGCCUUCCAACAAGGAGCUGUCGCAGACAACAUCAUCACCGGGAACGAAAUCCGUAAAAGCUUAGAGGAUACCGUUAUGUCAAAGGCGUCAACUAUAGCCUCCGUGUCGACACCCCCAGAUCACGACAGUCUCUUGGUAUACGAACCAAACUUGAAGGUCCCUCCACAAAUUUUCACAGCCCCUGAAAUACCGGCGAAAUACACAACCAUAGAGUCCGAACCGCUCGCAGCAGCAUAUUCUUAUAACAGCCGUGGUUAUGAUGAAGCUAUUUACAGUGUUGCAGAAGCAUCAGAUCAGCUGCAGAUGCAGGAAGACGGACCAAGGGCUCAAGAUCAGCUGCAUGAUAACUCCACGGUUACAGUUCAGCCUGUGAUUGGUACCUUGCAGUCGCCAUCAGAAGGGCUUUCCAAAGUGCGGUAUCUGUCAUACUCAGGAGCUAAGUCGACUGACGAUAUACCGGAAACCACACCUGAUCCCACGAUUUGCUUGGCGCCUGAUGGGGACAAUUCGACUAGUCCAAAGUCUCCUGGCGCACUGUCGCGUGUAGAAGAGGACGGUGAUGGACCGUGGCAAGCGCAAUUACACAAUGCGGUUAACGAGGUAUUUUCUGAUGGUUUCUUGGAGCUUCUGCCACCAGGUUACCGUGAUCGCAACGUUGACUUCGUCAAGCCACCUCCGGAGAUCACAAACGACGAAGUGUUGGUGCAAGCUACCCCACCCCUGGCGAUUCCAUCCUCAAAACAGCAACUCGAGAACAGUGCGGCUUUGCUGCCUUUGCCUUCCGCGCCUGAGAAUCAUGCAAGAGGUAGUGAGAAAUCCGAGGUUCAACCUGCCGAAACAUCUGCGGCCAAAGAGAAUGCGACUGUGACAAAACUGGCCUAUAUGUUAUCGAAGCCUCUAUCUCCAUCCAAUGUCGAGCCAGCGAAUGCUAGAGCUGAAGACCAUGUGACUAUGCCCGACUUGGAAAAUAGCAAAACUGUAGUGGCGGUACCCAAGCACGAUCUGGCAGAAAGGACAUCGUCGAUCGAUUACCAAGUCACGAUCAAAGACCUAGAUUCUACAACACCACUAGGAACAUCCUCAACCUUCACAACACCUCAAAGUUCACCGAGAUCUCCGGGUCUUUCAACACCAGUGCUAGCACCUACGGUUCAAAAUCACUACCCUUGCAAGCGCUCGAGACCGACUAAGAAGACAAACAACGCAUCCGAAACCGAAUCUGAUGCCCCACCGAAGAAGAAGGCGAGAAAAAAUGUUUCUCCCAAGCCACGCGCUAGCAGAGCCAGGAAGCCGAGCGAAGCUCUAGAAGAUCAGGAUAUUCAACCCACGCUAUCGCCAGCGAAGACCAGACGUGGUGCAGUCAAGUCAAAGAAGGAAGCCGCUUAUGUAAUUGGAGCGGAUGAGGACUUAUCUGCAUCGAUCCAACAAGGAAGCACUUCAAAGCUCGGUCACUCUGCACAAGAUGGAUCUACUGGACCGUCUCGACAAGUACCUAUCACAGAUGAAUUGGACAACAUGACUUUCGCCAGCCAUUCCGAGACUAAACAAUCCGAUCACGAAGACAACAAUGCGGAUGUGAAAGAGUAUUAUAGUGACAUCAAGGUUCCAGUGACAACUAGCAAGCAUGUCCCUUCCGUUGAAAAUGUCCCGAGCACACCAAGGUCUAGACCGAGGGUAUCAAAGCGUGAGCUUCAAGGUCUCAAUUCGCCUAGGUAUCGAGAACGCCCAUCAAUGGCAAAGCGGGACACGCUGCCUAUAGCACGCCAGUUGUUCAAAUCGGAUACUCUGUAUGGACAUAUGUCGAGCACACCGACCCUUGAACUGUCACCCGCCGCUCCUGUGAGCACAUUUGACUUGCCGAUCUUUGCUGAAGUCGCUAGUGGUACUAUAAAGGUAGCCAAACUUCCAUUGGCAAAGUCCAAAGAGACCUCACCAAAGACGAAGGAGAUGAAGAGCAGUCCUACAGCACCACAAGCUGCCAAAAUGACCUCUGCUGCUCGUCCCAUAAGGAAGCAAAUGGUGGAGCCUGUGGAAGAAGAGGAGUAUGAUUUGUCCCCCGCACCCAAGAUAGACACUACAAAGCCUCUUACAUUACCAGACCUCCCUUCACCCCUGAGGUUAUCGACUAACAGGUGCAGAACAACUAGGACUAGAAGGAAAGUCGACAAGCACCCAGAGUCCAAUUUCCCGGUCGACGACAGCUCUGUGGUUGGUAAUACCAAGCCAGACCAUGAGGAUCUGUUCUCUGACACUGGCAAGCCUGAAGACGUGAACAAUGAAUCCGAGGAGGAUGACGACGACUUCAAGGACGACCAAGAAACCACCAAAACCCCAGACGAACAGGACUCAUCAGACGAUAACGUCUCCGGCAUCACCCCACCUCCCAGCAAGAAGCCCAGGCUCAAGAACAAAUCGCUGGUGUUCGGUAACCAGAAUACCAACCAGUCCAACUCUCGUACCAGCACAGCACCACUUAGCAUCCCCUCUUCCAAAGGCACACCAACUACGAACAAAUACGGUUUCAAGCCUUCUCCAAGCGGUCCGCGGACACGACAGGCACCAAAGGCAGCUGCAGCAUCUAAAUCUGCACUCGCAUUGAAGGCCAAGACCAAGGUACCUGCGAAGCGUAGGGCAAAGACUGCGCGUAGCAGCGUAGUGGCAGAUACGGAAGAAAAUGGAGAAGAGGCAUCAGUUCCAACAAAAGGCAAAGCCAAAGGCAAAACGUCGACCGCAUCCACUUCCGUUACUACGGCGAUUCUAGAAUCUGCUGAAUUUCCCUCUGUACGCCAAACUCGUCGUGCGUCCGCGAUGGCACAUGAGAUCAAACAUGCGCGGGAAGAAAAAGAGAGGGAGGCAAAGGAAAGGGUCAAGGCUGAGGCCAAGGCAAAGCUUAGGAAGAAGGUUUGA
Messenger RNA from Alternaria atra, 3660 nucleotides. RefSeq lists its product as uncharacterized. Bases 1 to 3660 code for a protein of 1219 amino acids. NCBI's taxonomy places the organism in Eukaryota, Fungi, Ascomycota, Dothideomycetes, Pleosporales, Pleosporaceae. The record is from RefSeq and is a predicted model, not a curated record. The transcript has a single exon.